This is a messenger RNA of Ostertagia ostertagi, 165 nucleotides long. NCBI's taxonomy places the organism in Eukaryota, Metazoa, Nematoda, Chromadorea, Rhabditida, Trichostrongylidae. The record is from the annotation of a GenBank genome assembly.
AUGACGUCAGGCAUAACAAAUGUUGGGCAACAAGAACUAAAGCGUGCGGAAAUGCAAAAUCGUCACUCACUUCGCACAGAGCAACGAGAACGCGAACUUGAAGCGUAUCGAAUCAAAUAUGGUCUUCCAACACGGAUGAGUCCAAAUGGCGAUCCAAUCGCAUGA